This is a messenger RNA of Pangasianodon hypophthalmus (striped catfish), 4230 nucleotides long. RefSeq names its product myosin Ic, paralog a (gene myo1ca). Gene Ontology annotation, biological process: actin filament organization; vesicle transport along actin filament. Gene Ontology annotation, cellular component: plasma membrane; microvillus; vesicle. Bases 610 to 3756 code for a protein of 1048 amino acids. Gene Ontology annotation, molecular function: ATP binding; microfilament motor activity; actin filament binding. NCBI's taxonomy places the organism in Eukaryota, Metazoa, Chordata, Actinopteri, Siluriformes, Pangasiidae. The record is from RefSeq and is a predicted model, not a curated record. The transcript is spliced from 32 exons.
GGAUUUGUUUGGAUCUUUUGGAUACACUCAUGGUGAUGAGAUGACGGCCACCGCAGACACUUAGUGGAUUUUUCCGGACUCUGCUUUCAAUUCUUUUCCUCGUUUUUUUAACCCAUGUCCUCCUUUGCUACGGAUGAAGUUUUUCUUUUUUGGGUUUUCCCUUUUAUUUGUUGUUCAAGGAGUGACUCAUCCCAGCUGUUCUAACGUUCCAGGAGAGAGGGAGAGAGGGAGAGGGAGAGAGAGAAGCAGAAAGGGGAGCAGCGUAAUAGAAAUCCACUCAUUAUAGAGGCUUGUGUGCGUUACGGUGUUUUUCCGUCAGAGAGAGGGAGCAUGUUCAUGUGAGAAGAGGGGGGUAGAGCUUGCUCGAGUAAAAUGAUGAAGGAUUUCUGCAAGUAGAAAAGUUGGUCAGGUUCGAUGGUGUGUAUCAGAGUGUGUUGGGUAGAGAAUUUCGUAGGAUGAGCCGUCUGUGAGGAGAUGCACACAUACACCCAUGCUGAGGUGCUGCUGACAGUCUGUCAAACAAACUUGUAGGAUUAAUAGGGAAGGAUUGCAGAAACAAAGGAUUAUUGAAAGAGUGAAAGAGAGGCAAAAAGGAGAAAAAGAAGAAGGAUGAGGUACAUUGGCAGGGAGGUGGAGGUGGAUGGAGGUGUGAGGUUGGUGAUGGAGAGCGCUCUGUCAGCGAGGGAUCGGGUGGGGGUGCAGGAUUUCCUGCUUCUGGACAACUACACGAGCGAAGCAGCUUUCAUCGAGAACCUGCGCCGGCGUUAUAAAGAGAACCUCAUAUACACGUAUAUCGGCUCCGUGCUGGUGUCGGUGAAUCCGUACAAAGAGCUCGGGAUCUACUCCAAACCAAACAUGGAGCGCUACAGAGGAGUCAGCUUCUAUGAGAUUUCACCUCACAUCUUCGGCUUGGCGGAUAACUCGUACCGUGCCCUGCGGACGGCGCGUAAGGAUCAGUGUAUCCUGAUCUCAGGAGAGAGCGGGGCUGGAAAAACUGAGGCAUCUAAAAAAAUCCUGCAGUAUUACACCACCACCUGCCCUACACGCGACAACACACACUCCAUCCGAGAGAGGCUGCUGCAAUCCAUCCCCGUGCUGGAGGCGUUUGGGAACGCCAAAACUCUGCGUAAUGACAAUUCCAGUCGCUUUGGCAAGUACAUGGAUGUGCAGUUUGACUACAAGGGUGCUCCUAUCGGCGGCCACAUCCUGAACUACCUUCUGGAGAAAUCUCGGGUGGUGCACCAAAACCAUGGAGAGAGGAACUUCCACAUCUUCUACCAGCUGCUGGAGUCAGGGGACAGCUCACUACUGAUGAGGCUGGGGCUGGACAUGACCAACCCACAGCACUACCGCUACCUGGUUAAGGGCAACUGUCCAAGGGUGAGUUCCAUCAACGAUAAGAACAGCUGGAAAGCCGUAACUAAAGGUCUUAGUGUCCUUGGCUUCAAUGAGGAGGAGGUGGAGGAGUUACUAAAGGUCAUUGCGAGUGUUCUGCAUUUGGGAAACACCCUGUUUGGAGAGGAUGAGUACGGGGAGACACACUUCACCACAGAGACUCAGCUCACAUACCUCACAGAGCUGCUGGGUGUGGAAGGGUCAGCUCUGAGUGAAGCUCUAACUCAUAAGAAGAUUGUUGCCAAAGGAGAGGAGAUGAUCGGCCCACUGACCCUCGAGCAGGCUCUCUCAGCUCGAGACGCCCUGGCCAAAGCCAUAUAUGGUCGUACCUUUACUUGGCUUGUCCAAAAGAUCAACCAAUCACUGGCCUUCCAGGAUGAAGUGUACUACACCAGCAAAUGCUCCUCGGUUAUCGGUCUCUUGGACAUCUACGGCUUUGAGGUUUUUCAGAACAACAGUUUUGAACAGUUCUGUAUCAAUUACUGCAACGAGAAGCUGCAACAGCUUUUCAUCGAGCUCACGCUGAAGAGCGAGCAAGAAGAGUACGAGGCAGAAGGCAUUGGGUGGGAGUCAGUGGAAUACUUCAACAACAAAAUCAUCUGUGACUUGGUGGAGGAGAAAUUCAAAGGCAUCAUCGCUAUUCUGGAUGAGGAGUGUUUAAGACCAGGAGAUGCCAGUGACAUCACCUUCCUGGAGAAGCUCGAGGACAGGUUGGGAGGCCACGCCCAUUUUGUGACUCAUAAACUGGCCAAUGGGAAGAUUCGCAAGGCUGUAGGGCGGGAGGAGUUUCGUCUGCUACACUAUGCCGGAGAGGUCAACUACAAUGUGAAUGGGUUCCUGGACAAAAAUAAUGACCUUCUGUACAGGAACCUAAAAGAGGUGAUGUGCCAGUCGGAGAAUUCGAUAGUAAAGCAGUGUUUCCAUCCAGAUGAACUGACAGACCAGAGGAGACCAGAGACAGCUGCUACCCAGUUUAAGUUGAGCUUGGCCAAGCUAAUGGAGAUCCUGAUGUCCAAGGAGCCGUCAUACAUCCGCUGCAUCAAACCCAAUGAUGCCAAACAACCAGGAAGGUUUGAGGAGGUGUUGGUCAGACACCAGGUGAAGUACUUGGGCUUAAUGGAGAAUCUGAGAGUAAGAAGAGCUGGAUUUGCGUACAGACGAAGUUUCGAGGCUUUCCUACAGAGGUAUAAGCCUCUGUGUCCAGACACUUGGCCAAACUGGCAGGGAAAACUAUCAGAUGGUGUCUCUACCCUAGUCAAACACCUGGACUACAAACCGGAGGAGUACAAACUGGGAAGGUCCAAAAUCUUCAUUCGUUUCCCAAAAACACUCUUCCGGACCGAGGACGCUCUGGAAAUCAAGAAACCAACCAUCGCUAUCAUAUUACAGAAAUGCUGGAGAGGCUACAGGGAAUGGGCCAAAUACCAACGCAUCAGACACGCAACGAUCACGAUCCAAUCAUGGUGGAGAGGGGUCAAAGGGCGCAGGAUAGCCAAGCGCCGCAGACAAGCUGUAGACACCAUCCGAACGUUUAUAAAAGGUUUCAUUCUGAGGCACGAGCCCCGCUGUCCUGAUAACGAGUACUUCCUGGACCAUGUGCGCUUUUCGUAUUUGAUGACUAUCAAACGAAACCUGCCAAAGAGUGUUUUGGAAAGGACUUGGCCUGUACCACCACCAUCACUCGAAGAGGCCUCGGUGUACAUCCACCGUCUGUGUAUACGCAACCUGGUGAAUGACUACUGCAGGAAAAUCCAACCCGAGUGGAAGAACCAGUUGGAGCAGAAGGUUGUAGCCAGUGGUAUUUUUAGUUGUCAGAAAGACAACUACCCUCGAAGUGUCCCUCGGCUUUUUGUGGGCACCAGGCUGGAGAAUGAAGAGAUCAAUCUCAAAGUGCGACAAACUCUCGGAAGUGAAAACAAAGUGAAGUAUGGUGUGCCAGUCAUCAAGUACGAUCGGCAUGGAUUCCGUGCCAGGCCGCGGCAGCUGCUGAUGACCGGCUCUUCUGUGGUUCUUGUUCAGGAGUCCAAAAUCAAGCAGCGCAUUGACUACAGUUCACUGCUGGGCAUCUCAGUCAGUUCCCUCAGUGAUGGCUUUUUUGUCCUGCACGUGCCCACUGCUGACAGCAAGCAGAAGGGCGACCUGGUGCUGCAAAGUGACCACGUGAUCGAGGCCGUCACCAAACUAGCCAUCCUGUCGGACAAGAUACACAACGUCAAUGUCAGUCAGGACAGUAUUAGGUUUGCAAUAGCCCGGGGCAAAGAGGGCAUCAUUGACUUCACCUGUGGGGCAGAGCUACGAGUGGUCAAGGCCAAGAAUGGACACCUGUCUGUGACGGCCCCACGAAUCAACAGCAGCGUAUGAUCGCGUGUUGACCACGGUGGACCAAUCACUCACUGAAGAAUAAUCCGCUUAUGCCAAUCGCCACACAAUCGCCACACUUUAUAAUAGACUGUCAUGCUGAAGUGAAAGUUAAGCUCAUGUUUUGUUUUGAUAGUUCAUUCCAGAUGAGCGCCACUAACUUUUAAACCUUUUUUUAUUGUUUGAUUUGAUUUUCACAGUAAAAGCAUUUAGCAGCCAGACUAAUGAAAUGAAUUCUGCACCAGUUAUGAUGAUUGUUUUAGUUCAUUCAGACUUUUAACCUUUUUUAAUGAUUCUCUAUGACUUUUGCACACUUUGGAAAUAUCGUGAAAAUUUACGAUAUGGGGUUUUGCUUUAAUUAGUUUGAAAAUCUUGCACUUUCUUUAAUGUCUUCAGUGGAGUACAGAGGAUUAGCCUUAGGACAUCUGUUACUGUCUUAUUCCGAUUCAGUAAACCACAAUUCACUUCCUGUUUUAA